AGCAAUUUUUCUGGGUAUUCAGAAGUAACAUUGGUUUAUAACUACAUCAUUUAUCAAGCAUGAUAUCUGCUUCGUUGCCAUUGAUGCCUUUUGUCAUUAUGUCGCUUUGGCAAUUUGGGACGGUGUAUGGUGAACAGAGUCAAAACCAAAUGCGGUUCAGGAAGUUUGAAACGCCUAAUGUUCGUUUUCAUAACGAAACCCUUGGUUACAUUUCUGUUUCUUCACAAAUUGAGUGUGGUGUUCGUUGCAUGAAAAUAUCGGGAUGCAUUGCUUUCAGUUAUUGCAGCGCAGCCUUGGAUUUCAGUGCCUCCUGUAGGUUGGAGAAUAGGUCAGCUGUCACCGCAAACGUAGAAAGUUCAGAUGGAUGUGAUAUUUUUCAGACGGUGGACACGUCAAAUCAAAAUGAAGGGACGAGUAACGCGUUUCUACCGUCUCCUGAUUAUUACUGGGACUUAACUGGAAAAUGUUCAGUCACUGACAUUUGCACAGUGGGGACUGGGUCCAGUUCGUGCAGUACCAAAGUGGUGUACGCGAACAUAGGAGAUCGAAAUGCAACUACUGAAAUUGGGGUCUAUCCUUUAACUCAGCGUACACACGUUGUGACGGGGAAUUCAGUAUGUGCUAUUAGCACUGAUGGGGUCGGGAAUUAUCACUAUAUCUCGCUUGGUGAUUUUUCUGGUCGAUGUCUGUUAGACACUGACCAAUGCACCAACGGAUUAACAGUCGGCUUUUGGACCCAGGUAAGUUGGGAAGACAUGUCAGAAUCAUCGAAGUGGUAUCUUUUAAGUUCUGGCGCACAGACUGCGGGAACAAGGGGUGUAGCUGUGUAUGUGGAGCUUAUAGUGUCCAAAAUAUACGUCAUUGGCGCUAUCUUGAAAGACUCUCAGAGUGGGUACUCAGUCUCUGUAAACUACACCCAAUACAGCGUUCCUGGCUGUUGGAGCGGGCAGCCUUCGCACUGUGACUGGAUCCAUAUUGCUUUCGCGUGGAACCCGACUGGACAGUUAGACCUCUAUGUCAAUGGUCAAGUCGUGGACCAAGGAUCCUCAAGUCCACAAAGCAACGCUAUUUCGGCAACUGUGCAACCAUGCAUUAACAGACCACAUGAUGGACAUGCAAACUUUGGAAAUGCGUCUUACAGUGAUCUGAAAAUUUUCGAACAAUAUCUCGAUUCUGACCUUAUUGGAAAACUUUAUGUGUCCUAA
Molecule: messenger RNA, 1205 nt
Organism: Lingula anatina
Lineage: Eukaryota; Metazoa; Brachiopoda; Lingulata; Lingulida; Lingulidae
Source: RefSeq, a predicted model, not a curated record